UGUAGGCGGGCGCAAGCGUCGUGGUUUUGUCGGAGGCGGGGCUGUUAGGUCCGACAGGAAAACUAAAGAAAGGCGAGUAUCUUUGAUAAAACGAUGGCUGCAAUCAGAAAGAAACUGGUGAUAGUUGGUGAUGGAGCCUGUGGAAAGACCUGCCUCCUCAUAGUAUUCAGCAAGGAUCAGUUCCCCGAGGUUUAUGUGCCCACAGUGUUUGAAAACUAUGUGGCAGACAUCGAGGUGGAUGGUAAACAGGUGGAACUGGCUCUGUGGGACACAGCGGGUCAGGAGGACUACGACCGGCUGAGGCCUCUCUCCUACCCAGACACCGACGUCAUCCUCAUGUGCUUCUCCAUCGACAGCCCUGACAGUCUGGAGAAUAUUCCAGAGAAGUGGACUCCCGAGGUCAAGCACUUCUGUCCCAACGUGCCGAUCAUUCUGGUGGGAAACAAGAAGGACCUGAGGAACGAUGAGCACACACGCAGAGAGCUGGCCAAGAUGAAGCAGGAACCAGUGAGGUCCGACGAGGCCAGGGACAUGGCUAACCGGAUCAAUGCCUUCGGUUACUUAGAGUGCUCAGCCAAGACGAAGGACGGUGUUCGUGAGGUGUUUGAGAUGGCCACCAGGGCGGCGCUGCAGGCCAAGAGACGAGGCAAGAAGGGCGGCUGCCUUCUGCUAUAGAGCGUCUGGUCACACAGGAUCGGGAGGGAAGGGGGAAACAAACCAGGCCAAGAAAACCAGCCCUCCUCUGUGUUGGGGCGUUAUGGAAGAAAAGUCAAACCAGGCCAAAGGGGGGGUGGGGGGGGGGUACUUUUAAGUCCUUUCAACUGAAAAUACUGCAAUCUGUAGGAUUCAUUAGACGUGAAGAGAAGGGAAGUGUGGGAGGGUAUGUACUAAAGGUAGGUCUCCAUGGCUGAGGCCAGCUACAGAGAGAGACCGGGGGGGUCAGAACACCUGCCUGACUAAAAGCCAACUCAUACUUCUGUGUCCAGUCUAUGCCGCUGCCACGCCAUUGUGAGCAUUUCUUGUGCGUUGGUGUCUGCGUCGCUCUGCAGUUACACCGCAAAAACGCUAGCGGGUGUUGGGGUUGCUGUGUUCUAGGAACUUCCUGUUUAGCCCUCCGCUAACUUAAACAGGGGUAAAAUGAUUUAAUUCUGUGGCUCUUCUGGACUUUCCACAUCAGAUCAAAUUCUGAAAGCGUAAUGUUGUUGUGCUCAAAAAAAUGUGUACAGCGUUUUACAGUCGUUUCUUUCACAGCGACAGUCUGUAGCACAGAGCACCACCUGGGUGACGCUACCAAGCCAACCAAUCACACCAGUUCCUGCGGUCUGCUUUGCUGCAGCGUGUCGUUACGUUUUUGUGAAGGUGCGCACUGGGCUCCGGCGUAGAUUGGACACAAGUAUAAACUGGCCUUAAGCAUCGAAGACUUACAUGGCUUGCAGCGUGACCGUGCUUUUCUUUCUGUCGUUCUGUACGUUUUUCUGUCUCCUAGCCCGCCCUAACUUUCUGUUCCAUGGACCUGUAGUAUCUGAUUCACUCAUUUAAAAAGCUGAGACUUAUUGAGAAUUAUUGGCAUUGACGGUAAUGAGACCAACAAAUCUGUUUUACACAAGCUUGUUGAUGAAAAACUGUCUGUAACCAGUAAACACACUGUAACCAGUCGGGUAUUAAAGGGUUAAUGAAAUUGUAAUCUCCUGGAGACAGUUACUGUAAAUUAGUACGUUGACUCCACAGAGGACCAGACAUACAUAUAUAUAAAUAUAUAUAUAUAUAUAUAAUUGGAACAGGCCUUUAUUUCUAAUCUUCUGUUGAUGCAGACUUCCUCCAUGUUCACCUCUCGUCUCGAUAAAUUCAGGAUCACGCACAUUCCUACGGCACCGUUUCCAUCAUUGCUGUUCAGCUACCAUCACUUAAACGCAGCCUUCCAGCUGGUCAAAUUACGAGCUUCCUUGUCACCAGCAGGCUUUUAAUUUGAAACAUUUGCAGGAAGGGUUGAGUUUCAGCCUCUGUAGCUAAGUAAUAAAGUAGCUGUACUGAUGGAAUAAGUGCUGUGGAAAUUUGUACAUUAUACUGAAUUUAAGCAUGUGAGACAUUAUAAUAGAGCCCCCCCCCCCCGUGUAAACACACUUUCAUUAUUUAAAUAGCAGCUUUUAUUUUGACAUGUACAGAGGAGCUGUGUGCCGGGCGUUGUCGAUGAUGUCUACAGCUCCUCUUUUUCCACUUCGUAUUCUGCCGUAUAUUAUUUUAACUAUGUGAUAUUCUACUGGCUUACAUUGUAUUAUUUGCACACAGUUUUAAACAAAAAGGUCAGUGUGGUAAAUACACUUUGAUGAAAUAUGUCAAAUUUUGAAAUGCAAGCGACUCCUAAAGGAUUGGUUAUUUGUAAGAGGAAUAUUCUUUUGUAUGCAGACGUCUCCUCGCAUUCCUCCAGUCGUCUUUUUUAAUGUCUUCUAAUGGAAAUAAAUUGGAACUGGUAGUGACCAAA
Micropterus salmoides (largemouth bass) is the source of this 2479-nucleotide messenger RNA. Its product is annotated as rho-related GTP-binding protein RhoA-C. Gene Ontology annotation, biological process: cell migration; stress fiber assembly; small GTPase-mediated signal transduction. Lineage: Eukaryota; Metazoa; Chordata; Actinopteri; Centrarchiformes; Centrarchidae. The record is from RefSeq and is a predicted model, not a curated record. The transcript is spliced from 5 exons. Bases 94 to 675 code for a protein of 193 amino acids. Gene Ontology annotation, molecular function: GTP binding; GTPase activity. Gene Ontology annotation, cellular component: cleavage furrow; dendritic spine.